AUGUUGGCGUACAGCGUGGGAAAACAGGUGGAGUUUUCACGUAAAAUAACAGCUUGUCUCUACCAAACACUACCGUACAGUCGAUUUGACCAAGGCAAAUCAACAAAAGGCGCGAGCAAGCUUCGGCGCGACCUCAUCAACGCAGAGAUCGCCAAUCUUCGGGACCUUCUGCCUCUACCACCUUCCACUAGGCAGAGGCUAUCACAACUACAGCUGAUGGCACUAGUUUGUGUGUACGUCAGGAAAUCUAAUUACUUCCAACAAGGUUUGUUUAUAAAAUACACUAAUGUCUACGAUCUUACUUAA
This is a messenger RNA of Pieris macdunnoughi, 306 nucleotides long. NCBI's taxonomy places the organism in Eukaryota, Metazoa, Arthropoda, Insecta, Lepidoptera, Pieridae. The record is from the annotation of a GenBank genome assembly.